UGUAUAACUUACACACACACACACACACACACACACACACACACACACACACAGACAGCAGUAGGUGCUCUCAGGCACAGUAGCAGCUGCAGGGCAUUUUUUUUUCCAGCCUGGACCAGCCAACCAGUCAGUACACUGGGAGAAAAGUAGGUUACUUGUGCUUUUUGGAGUGUCAUCUGAUCCUGCGUUCAUCAUAACCCAAGCCCCUCUGUAACGUGUCAGGGGGAAAUGUCAGACCCAACAGAGGAACUCACCAACAAGUCCUUCGCGGCCCGGUUGUCCAAUGUUUACCUCAGCAUCUUGGCGCUGUUCUGCUUUAAGCUCCUUAUUAAGAUUUCUCUCAACUUGCUGACAUACUUCUACAUUAUCCGUGGAAACCGUAAAGAGGCUGCCAGGAUAUCAGCGGAGUUCUAUGAAUAUGGUCAACACAGGUCCUGGGUGGACCGCUCACCCCUCCACGAUGCUGCGAGUCAGGGCCGCCUUCUGGCUCUGAAGAGCCUCAUUUCACAGGGUCACAGUGUGAAUGUUCGGACUAUAGACCAUGUGACACCCCUUCAUGAGGCCUGUGAUGGAGACCAUGUCGCUUGUGCCAGAGCUCUCAUUGAUGCAGGAGCAAAUGUCAAUGCUUUUACAAUUGAUGGAGUCACCCCUCUGUUCAACGCCUGUACAGUGGGGAGUGUGGCAUGCACAGAAAUUCUUUUGGAAAAUGGAGCAAAACCCCAAAGCCUUGUAUACCAUCCAUCACCAAUCCAUGAAGCUACAUGCAAAGGUCAUUACGGUUGUGUGGAGGCUCUGGUGACUUGGGGGGCAGAUGUGGACAUGGACAUUCCUCACCUGGGCACAGCGCUCUAUACAGCCUGCGUCUGCCAAGAGCUGGAGUGUGCCAGGAAACUCCUGAGGGAAGGUCAGCUCGCAGCACAGUGUGGAUCUUUACAUCUCCAUACAGACAGGCACACAUCCUGUGCAAAUGUACAGAAAGGCAAAUCCAUGGAUUCACCCUUACAUGCAGCUGCAGAAAAAGACUGCACAGCUGUAGUGAAGCUGUUGCUGGACUUUGGUGCGGACAUUAAUGCCAGAAACAGAGAGCUUCAGAGGCCUAUAGAUGUGGCUCCACCCAGCAGUCUAACAGAGGGUUUCCUACUGAUAUAUGAAGCUACACCACGACUGCUGAGCCAGCUGUGUCGUCAGUGCAUCAGGAACUGCGUCGACCGUGACAGACUCCACCUUCUUUCCCACCUGCCCCUGCCCAUCAGGCUAAGAAACUACCUGCAGUACCAAUAACAGGCAGAACAACCAAACUGCCUGCCUAAAUGGGACGUAGAGAAAUAAGCCUUUGUCCCAAAGAGCAAAUCAACUCCAUGAACUAUUACCUACUACCUUAGCUACCAGUCAAUUAGCAGCCACUGAGUAGCUGGCAGUACCAAGCUGAGUUGAGCUGGCCUGCAACCUAUGUGAUUAUUAAUCUGGAUGAAUGUAAAGCAGGGGGUUCUAAAAAGGAGCCAGAGCCUUCCCUGGAUAAAUUAUGGUUAAACAAUAUAAUAACAAAAUAGUAUUUGCAAUUCAGGUUUGCCUUAUUUAGAAGAUGCCUUAAUAGUUGCAAUAGCUACCAAAGUGAUUGCAACAUUACAUAAUAUUACAAUGUCAUAUAAUACACAAUACAUGUGAAUGAAUAUGCAUAGUUUUUGGUAGAUAUAUUAUAUAUUGCAUUGCACACUUCUAGAUGAUUAAAAUCGUUUUGAAACCU
This is a messenger RNA of Sander lucioperca (pikeperch), 1744 nucleotides long. RefSeq names its product ankyrin repeat and SOCS box containing 5a (gene asb5a). The transcript has 7 exons. Gene Ontology annotation, biological process: intracellular signal transduction; protein ubiquitination; positive regulation of protein catabolic process. Gene Ontology annotation, molecular function: protein binding. NCBI's taxonomy places the organism in Eukaryota, Metazoa, Chordata, Actinopteri, Perciformes, Percidae. The record is from RefSeq and is a predicted model, not a curated record. The coding region runs from base 229 to 1281 and encodes 350 amino acids.